UUAUUUUCUCAAGCUUUAUCUCGAUUGUUUUACAUCCCAAUAUCUUGAAAUCCAUGGAAAAAAACCUAGAAGGAGAAGAAGAGAAAAAAGAAAAAUGCUCAAGAAAAUUAGAUUUUAGUGCUCCUCUCUUGUCAACUAGACGUUCUAGUGAAAAAUCAUUUUCUUGCUCCAAUAUUAUACCACCUCAACUUUCAAUAGAUAUUUUUAAUAGAGUGCCAUUUUCUUGGGAGCAAAGUCCUGGAAAACCAAAGGAAACAAUGGGGUUGACUACAAACAUUGAAAUUGUGCCACCUCCAAAAUUGCCACCAUGUAUGUGGCAUCAUACAAGAAAAGAAUUAUUAGCUACUAGUAGUACUACUACUAAAUCAUACGAUGGCGAUAUCGACAAUGAUGAUCAUGGCAAUUAUGAAGAUCAAGAUGAUAGGAAUAUUGACAACCAUGAUGUUUUCUCAGAUGCUCUUGAUGUUUUUUCGUUAGGGGAUGAGUCGAUAGACGACAUGAUUAAUGAAACAGAACAUAGAAAAUCGAAUAAGGAGGUUGUUGAUGAGGAAUCUUACGAUUGGAGUACUAAUAAGCCAGCAGUACCAAAUUUCAUUAUUCAGAGAUUUCUUAAAGAUGCAAAGGAACUAGCUAUUUCAUCUGCCUUGGAAAACAAUAGGAAGAAAUUACUAGAGGAUGAGCAAAAUGGAAGAAGACCAUGUAAUUUUCCUCACAAGGCAGCAGCAGCAGCAUCAUGUGGGCUUGACAUGUUUAUUCCAUGGAGGAUAAAACCCAAGCCAUGUUGUGUGAAGAAUAGUGUAGUGGCAGCUUCUCCAAGAAUGAGACUUCAAUGGAGCAACAGAGACAAACAUGCAUCAGAUGCGGAUCCAAAAUUUUAAUAACACGUGUAUGUAUGUGUACCUUCAGCUUACCGAGGACAUGACCUCAUAUAAGAGGUUGUGGAGGACACGAAUUAGGGUAGAAGGUUAGUAGAUAGUUGAGAGAUGUGUCACCCAUACUUUCAUACUAGUAAUCGUAGUAGUUUCUUGGUCUUUAAUUUCUGUUACUAUUUGUUGUUUCUUGUAGUUCGAUUAUAUUAUAAUUAUUGUAGUUAUUGUUCUUUUCUCUCAACAUAUUUUAUCGUGCUAUCUUUAGUAUUUUGU
Molecule: messenger RNA, 1142 nt
Organism: Solanum dulcamara
Lineage: Eukaryota; Viridiplantae; Streptophyta; Magnoliopsida; Solanales; Solanaceae
Exons: 1
Coding region: 54-878 (274 amino acids)
Source: RefSeq, a predicted model, not a curated record